This is a messenger RNA of Polypterus senegalus (gray bichir), 1830 nucleotides long. Its product is annotated as protein POLR1D-like. The record is from RefSeq and is a predicted model, not a curated record. Lineage: Eukaryota; Metazoa; Chordata; Cladistia; Polypteriformes; Polypteridae. Bases 321 to 749 code for a protein of 142 amino acids. The transcript is spliced from 3 exons.
GUUUUUGUAGUGUAGAGCCGUGGAAUGCCGCAUACGCUUAUAUAUAAUAAGUCAUAGAAUUAACUGAUUAAACUCAGGCUGCUGUUAUGAUUGUUUGUCCUUUAAAUUGAGUUAUACGCUUACAGAAGGUCUUUCGGGAGAGCGAAAAGAACAUUAUUUGUAUUUUGAAGGGUGUUCAGCUAGUGCUUAAAAAGUCUUAAAGGAAAGCAAGGCAUCCGCUUAAAGGGGUCCUAAUGAGGUCCUAGUGGUGCCCUAUUUCGGAAGCUAUGGCAAGUGUUCGCGUUUGGUUCAUUUGUGUGAAGGUGUAGACUCUUAUCGAGAUGGAUACUGAUCAGGAACUGGAGAAGAAAGCUGUUGAUGAGCUCCUCAGGGAAGCAAAUCGUGGCAGAAUCCGAGCAGAAACCAUGGGCCCUUCAGGCUGGAUGAAGUGUCCACUUCAAGGAGCUAAUAAAAGAUUUCUUCUCAAUACGCUAAGGAAUACAUUUCCAGCAAGAAAGCCAGCUGAAAGAAAACAAUCCGGUGACAAAAAGUCAGAGGGGCCAACAAAGACUGGUCAGAAAAAGGACACAGUAAGGAAACACAGCUAUCAUGCUUAUAAGUCUGAGGCCAGGAGUUGGGAUAGCUGUUCCUCAUCAACUAAGAAAAGCAGUCCCAGCAGGCACAGCUCGCCAAGCGGAAGAAGAAGAGACAAAGUUCAUAAGCAUAAGCACUCCAAAGCACGAGAAUCCAAAUAUUACAGAGAGAAGUAAUUGCUCACCUUUUAUGAAUUAGUGAUGGAAUAGUAUUUUAAAUGUGUACUCUAUAGAUUGAAGUUGCAUAAGCAGUUCUUUAUUCUGUUAACUGUUUACUUUUUGUUUUGGGUUUUUUUUUUUUUUUAUAUACCUCAGGUACUCUAUUUACUUUAUAGUGCAUGGUGUGACUGUUAAACAAACCUAAACCAGCCGAAAAAGUGGUAGACUAAUAAAAUAGAUCACCUCCCCUUACCAACCUACAACAGUACACAGGACAAGUCUUGUAUUAUUCCUGGUCCUAUCAAAUAUAUAAAACCACCUAUAGUUAAUGCCCUCCUUUAACAGUGUAAACUGAAAAGCAUACACUUAAAGAGUUGCUGCUUUGCCUUUAACACCAUUGCUCAAUUGGCUUAAUUCUCAAGGGGAUCAUUAUUUGACUAGGUGUUCUGAAUCAGUUCUGUCAAGUACCCAAAAAAAACAGGUAGCAUAAUAUUCAUCAACAAGUUGUGCCUCCUUGGAGAUAUGAAUUUUGUAUUGUUCAAAUUUCAUGUGGGGUAAGGGAGCAUGAACAUAGACUUUGAGACUGUACCUACUUGGGCACAAGUCAGGAUCUGGUGACCAGAGUGUACCUGUCCAAAUAACCACCUCAUAACGGUAAAUGAUAAAGUAGUUCCCCUUUUAAGUCAUCAUACUUGUACAUUUAUUUAAAAAAAAAAUCAAAAUUUCAUCGACAGGAAUAAAAAAAAAAUAAACAUUCUACAUAAACAUUUUUGAAAAUGUUUCUUUAAUGUUUAACUUUGAGUGUUCAGUGUCACCUGGUCCUAGGAUGCUAAGUUCAGAUUCGCCUUGACCAUCAGUAAAUAAUCCUCAACACAGAUAUUUCCUGAAAUACUUGAAAUGAACAGAAAUCAUUCCAAUAUUCGUAAGACUGUUUUGUAGAGAAGAGUGUAGAAAGUUCUACCAUACAUUUCCAUAGAAUUCCUUUAAACCUUUGAUAAAAGCAAUAAAGCUAGUAUUUCAGUGGUCAUUUUGUGCUGUUUGUAGCAUGUAUUUCUCCUACAAGUUGAAAUGCAGCUAAAUGUUCUUGAGAUUUUAUUAC